This is a messenger RNA of Thecamonas trahens ATCC 50062, 603 nucleotides long. RefSeq lists its product as uncharacterized. The record is from RefSeq and is a predicted model, not a curated record. Lineage: Eukaryota; Apusomonadida; Apusomonadidae. Bases 1 to 507 code for a protein of 168 amino acids. Gene Ontology annotation, biological process: leading strand elongation; heterochromatin formation; DNA damage response. The transcript is spliced from 3 exons. Gene Ontology annotation, molecular function: chromatin DNA binding; protein heterodimerization activity. Gene Ontology annotation, cellular component: epsilon DNA polymerase complex; CHRAC.
AUGUCGGACUUGCUCGAGCUGCCUCGGUCACAGGUCUACCGUCAUGUGCGCCAGUUUGUGCCCAACGGAACGUUGCUGACUAACGACGUCAAGCUCGCCUUCCAGAAGUCCUCGGCUGUUUUCAUUCUCUUCAUUACAGAGGCUGCCCAGCAUUUGGCGGCUACCUCAGGUCGCACUUCUAUCACCGACACAGACGUGCUUCGUGCUCUGGAGGAGUGCGAGUUUGAGCAGUUUGUCGAGCCGCUGACGGUGGACCUCGCGCUGUACAACAAACUACGUGAGCGCAAGCUGGCGGCGCGGAACGCCAAUCGGGCCGCACAGAUCGUGGCCGAUAUGGAGAGCUCGGCAGUCAACUCGACGGCUACCUCGACGGCCAACUCGGAGGUCAACUCGGGUGUUUCAUCGCCGGCAGCGGCCCAGGCUGGGGCGAACGGAGACGGUGACGAUGACGAUGACGCCGCACCGGUGGCCAUGGAGACAUCGGAGGCUGUGCCGCAAGAGUCGUGAGUCGAUGGUCGGCUCAGCCAGGUCGUAUUGUCGUGCUAGUGGCUGGCCUGGCCCGGGCGGCUGCGGCGGAAAGAGUGAACGUAUGUUGUGAUGGGA